CGCGGAUCACGCUCCAAGAUGGCCAUGAUCGAGGAAGACUUCGAGAAGGAGGUCAAGGUGGUGGUGCUCGGCAACGGUUGCGUGGGUAAAUCCUCCAUGAUCCGUCGGUACUGCAUGGGUACGUACACGGACGAGUACAAGAAGACCAUCGGGGUGGACUUCAUGGAGAAGACGCGGUGGAUCGACAGCAUCGGCGAAGACGUGCGCGUGAUGGUCUGGGACACCGCGGGGCAGGAGGAGUUCGACACGAUCACGCGCACGUACUACCGAGGCGCGGGCGCCGCCCUGCUCGUGUUCUCCACGACGGACCGGGCGAGCUUCGAGGCGAUCGAGGAGUGGAAGCGCAAGGUGGAGGACGUCUGCGGCCCCAUCGUCAUGUGCGUGUGCCAGAACAAGGUGGACAUGAUCGACGAGUCCGCGGUGGCGCCGGAGGAGGCGGAGGACCUGUGCCGCCGGCUCGGGCUCAAGUUUUACCGCGUGUGCGUCAAGGAAAACUUCAACGUGGACAAGGUGUUCGACUACCUCGUCGAGCAGUGGUCGCACUGCGACCGGGACGUUCGCGCGGCGCAGGCGCCCGCGAUGGACAUACGGGAGGUGGCGAGGCAGACCUUGAUCGAUCGGGGGGAGGCGGUUGCGAACGCUCCCGCGGCGGCGACGUCGCCGGCUGGCAAGAAGGCGGCCGAGCCCGGGCACUUCGUCGCCCCCGGGAUGAGGGGCAAGGGGAAGAAGAAGGGGGGGGACGGGGGCGAGACGUUGAAGCUCGAGCCGACGAAGCGACGCACGACGGGCAAGAAGAAGCUCUCCAGCAGGCUGAAGAAGAGCUGCGUGAUAGCCUAAACUUUUGAUUGGCUCACAUCGAAACAGCGUGGCAG
Messenger RNA from Micromonas commoda, 872 nucleotides. RefSeq lists its product with no specific name. The transcript is spliced from 2 exons. Bases 19 to 837 code for a protein of 272 amino acids. NCBI's taxonomy places the organism in Eukaryota, Viridiplantae, Chlorophyta, Mamiellophyceae, Mamiellales, Mamiellaceae. Gene Ontology annotation, molecular function: GTPase activity; GTP binding. The record is from RefSeq and is a predicted model, not a curated record.